Corvus hawaiiensis (hawaiian crow) is the source of this 552-nucleotide messenger RNA. RefSeq names its product NADH:ubiquinone oxidoreductase subunit S5 (gene NDUFS5). Gene Ontology annotation, biological process: mitochondrial respiratory chain complex I assembly. Lineage: Eukaryota; Metazoa; Chordata; Aves; Passeriformes; Corvidae. The record is from RefSeq and is a predicted model, not a curated record. The coding region runs from base 115 to 429 and encodes 104 amino acids. The transcript has 2 exons.
CGCUUGACGGCGGGCGCGUCGCGAAAGGCCGGUGAAGGACGGCGGCGGGCCCGUGAGGGGGGGGCGGCGGUGUCGGCGGCGCGACAGCGGCCGUGUCGCGACAGGCGCGCAGCCAUGCCGUUCUGGGGCCUGCAGAAGCAGCUGGGCAUCGAUGUGGACAGCUGGCUGCUGCGGCAGAGCAUGCCGCAGCCGCAGCGCCAGGCCGCGGCCUGCCACGCCUUCGAGCGCGAGUGGGUGGAGUGCGGGCACGGGCUGGGCCAGACCCGCGCCCGCCGCGAGUGUCAGCUCGAGUACGAGGAUUUCAUGGAGUGCAUGAAGCGCACCAAGCUGGCUAAACGGCUCCGGACCAUCCUGGAGCAGCGGGACAAGAUGACCAAAGAAGGGAAGUACACACCCCCCCACAUGGACGAGGACGAGCCCAGGCCGUGAUUCCCACUGGAAUUCCUCUUGGAAGAAACCCCACGGGGCAGGGGGCGGGGCCGUGCUGUGGCUGAAGGGGAACCCACCUCAGGUCGGGCAUCGCUGGGGCAGUAAAUAUCCCUUUGGAAUGUC